AUGGAUCGCGCGUAUUCGCAUCCACCUCAUGGCAUUCUAGGGAAUCAACUCUUGGGUCAUAGCGAGAUAAUACGUUACGGUUCAACAACGAGGUCAUUUGGAGCCAAUGUAAAGAGGAUUCCGAUGGGAAGUGCAAUUGAGGAUGAGUGGGAAGAUGAAGGCAGCAAUGUGCCACCUGGCGUAAUGACGUUGGAAAGGUGCAACACGUCGCCAAUGUUCACACGCCCUUCUCUACUUACCAAACUAUUUCACGACCACGGCGCGCAACUAAUGCAGAACCCGUCCUUACAGUCAACUCCUAAACCACCAAAUGGCCCGUUCACUAGCCACUUCCCCCAGGAAGAUAGCAGCCUCGUGCGACCUCAUGUUUUCCGACCGAUGGCUACCUCAACUGUACACUCGCGUGCAACAUCUCCACACACUACUCGCCGUAACAUGUUAGAGACGGAGUUACCCGAGACGCUGCGUUGGAAUCUGCUCCGGGAGCGGGAAGAGAAAAAAGCUACAAUCAACGUUGUGAAGAAGCGACUCCAGACUGCAGAACUAGCGGUACCGAGGACGAGAAAUGAAAUCGAAGGCGAUCUCCAGGAUUAUUAUCAGAAGGGAUGGUAG
Mytilinidion resinicola is the source of this 612-nucleotide messenger RNA. RefSeq lists its product as uncharacterized. The transcript has 2 exons. The record is from RefSeq and is a predicted model, not a curated record. Lineage: Eukaryota; Fungi; Ascomycota; Dothideomycetes; Mytilinidiales; Mytilinidiaceae. The coding region runs from base 1 to 612 and encodes 203 amino acids.